This is a messenger RNA of Jatropha curcas, 929 nucleotides long. Its product is annotated as sodium/hydrogen exchanger (DUF1218). Lineage: Eukaryota; Viridiplantae; Streptophyta; Magnoliopsida; Malpighiales; Euphorbiaceae. The record is from RefSeq and is a predicted model, not a curated record.
ACUUCUUUUCACAAGCAACACUCCGCUGCGACGCUGCGUACAAAGCAAGUCCCACUGUUCGUACUCCUUUUUACCACUUCCCACUAAGCAGCAGCGAAGAGACUAUCAGAGCUAAACAGCUUCUCUCUCUAGUGGACGCUUUCUCUCUCUAGCAGACUAAAGAAGAAAUUUCAGAUGGGAGAAGGUAAAGGCUCAACGCUGGUUCACCUUCUGGUGGUGGUUCUGUGCCUUGUUGCCUUUGGAUUCGCCAUUGCUGCCGAGAGACGAAGAAGCAUUGGCCGCGUUGAGAAAGAUCCUGUAAAUGCUAAUGUUACUUAUUGUGUCUACAACUCUGAUGUGGCAACUGGUUAUGGAGUGGGUGCUUUCUUAUUUCUUCUCUCGAGUGAAUCACUGCUAAUGGGUGUAACAAAGUGCAUGUGUUUUGGAAGACCAUUAGCUCCAGGUGGAAAUCGAGCAUGGUCUAUAAUAUAUUUUGUCUCAUCAUGGUUGACUUUUCUGGUUGCAGAAGCAUGUCUACUUGCAGGUGCAACAAAAAAUGCAUACCACACCAAGUACAGGGGAAUGAUAUAUGCUCAAAAUUUCUCAUGUGAAACAUUGCGUAAGGGUGUUUUUGUUGCUGGAGCUGUGUUUGUAGUUGCAACAAUGAUUCUUAAUGUAUACUACUACAUGUAUUUCUCCAAGGCUACUGCCCCUCAGGCAGCCAGCAAGGCAAAUCGUACUAGUUCGAAUGUCGGGAUGGCUGGGUAUGCAUAGAAUUAUCUAAUGGGGCCAGAUAACUUAAAGUUUUGCUUCUUGAUAUUUUGAGCCUCGGGUGGUGAUUGUAUUAUGAAGUUGUUAUAUAUAGUGCUUUUAUGAUUUUUAUGAAUGCUUUUAUCUUUGAUAGCAAAAUGAAUACAAAUUGUUCCCUAUUUCAAGCAGGAUGAAACUAA